AUUCGGCCAAUCUACCCUUUUUCAAAAUUUUGGGAGAACUUUGUCAUGUCUGGUUUUCGGUGGGGUACCCUGCCCCACCUUUUCUAUAUACUUAUUCUCACAGUUUACUAGAUGGUCCCUGCCUAGGAGCGGAGAAUUUAGAUACCUGUUGGUCAAAACAAAAAAUUCGAAAUUUAUCUAUCCGAAAUUAUUCUUAUAUCAGUGUUUAUAUUCCCUACUCUUAAUGAAAAACAAUGGUGGGGAUUAAAAAAAACGCAGUGAUAAAGUUCUAUGUACGUUUACAGGAAUUGUAUUUUCAUAUCAGAACAAAUAAGGGCACAUUUUUAAUCCCAAAAUUUCAACUAUAUCUCAAGGCUUCACGGGCCAUUUUCUUAUAUUUAAUCUUCUAUACGAGGGCGUAAUAGCGUAUAAUGGAGUAAUAGCUCCUGGCUAUUGCGGCCCAAUUAUGCAUAAAGCAGUUUAGAGUAAGACAUACAAUUGUUGAGUACAAUAUUUUAAGAGAAUACGUAAAACUCCUUCAGAAGCUGUCGUUAAGAGACAUUAGAUAAAUACUCUCAUUCAAUACACUGUUUUAAUUUGAAUCGAGUGAUAAAUGUCUUCCCAAGUUGGAAAUGGGGCAUAAAAUAAGGAAAAUUUGCUGUUUUGAGAGUGUCAAAAUAUUUGCAGAUGAUCACUGGCAAAGGGAAUUAUGGAUCACAAACCAUGGCAAGUGUCAACAACAUAUUUAUCCAGGAUUGCUCAGAUAGCGGGAAUCCUCAGAUUGCCUCCGAUAUUGGGACUGUAAUAAAGAAUGAAAGUAUCGUGAAUGCUGCAGUAGGAGUUACCGAAAACUCUGAUAAUGGAAAACUUCCAGAUAUUGUGGCCGAGACCACAAGGACUGGCCAAGAAGUCGAGAUGGAGGAGACUUAUCUUUCCAUUGCAGUACAAGUUUUCAUUCCAUUUCUUAUCGCCGGCUUCGGUAUGGUUUUUGCUGGGUUGGUUCUAGAUCGCAUUCAGCAUUGGCCUGUUUUUGAGGAAAUCACGGAAUUAGUUAUUUUGAUACCUGCGUUAUUAGGCCUAAAAGGAAAUUUGGAAAUGACUCUGGCAUCAAGGUUAUCUACUCAAGCAAAUCUUGGUCAUAUGGAUACUGCAAGACAAAAAUUCUCAAUAAUUGUGGGAAAUCUCACACUAAUCCAGUGCCAAGCAAUUGUGGUUGGAUUUCUUGGUGCCGUUGUUGCAGUUGUGAUGGGGGGUAUAAAGAGCAACGAUGUUGAAUUAGAUCAUGCCUAUUUAUUAUGUGCUAGUAGUUUAGUAACGGUUUCCAUAGCCAGCUUCGUUUUAGGCUUGAUUACAGCAGGUGUAAUUGUAUUAUCCAGAUAUGUUCACAUCAAUCCGGAUAACGUAGCAACUCCGAUCGCUGCCAGUCUCGGAGAUAUUACUUCGUUAACUCUACUUUCGUUGGUCUCUACAGUUUUGUACGAAUCAAUUGGAACCCAAGAUUGGCUAGCUCCUGUAAUCAUAGCGGGUUAUAUUCUAGCCAUACCAAUGUGGGUGUGGAUAGCCAAGAAAAAUUUAGCUACAAGGGACGUUUUAUACCAUGGAUGGACCCCAGUCGUCGGUGCCAUGCUCAUUAGUUCCAUGGGAGGGUUGAUUUUGGAUUUUAUGGUUUCGAGAUUUGAGGGAAUUGCAGUUUUCCAACCGGUCAUCAAUGGAGUUGGAGGAAACCUCGUAGCAGUCCAAGCUAGCAGAAUUUCGACUGCUCUGCAUAAGCAAGCACAGCUCGGUUUCUUGCAGAGUGAAAACGAGGAUGAAGAAGCGGUCAUAUUCAUAUCUCCUGUUAACUCUUUUUGCGGCAAAGGAGUCCAUUCUAGAACGACCAGGGUGUUGAUGGCGAUGGUUUUACCGGGACAUAUUAUUUUCAUUUAUACAAUUGAUUACAUGAAGGAUGGUGACACGUCGUUGAGUACUUGGUUUGUCUUUGUAUAUUUACUCGCAGCAACCAUGCAAGUAGCCACACUUCUGUAUGUGGCGUAUAUUAUGAUUCACUGGAUGUGGAAGAAAAAAAUCGACCCAGACAACUCAGCAAUACCGUAUUUAACUUCUUUCGGAGACCUUCUUGGUAUUUCGUUACUAGCAAUAGCUUUUCAGUUUCUUUAUCUGAUAUCUGAUCAUGAUGCAAGACCUGGUAGUAAUUUGAGAUGAAGUUCUUCAGUAGCUUUUUUCGCCUAAAACAGAAAGGAAUGACAGAUCUACCAAACUAACGAGGAGACUGAAAAUCAACAAUAUGCAGUUUUAUACUUUUGAAAGAAAAAUAAUCCUAUGAAUUUUACAACCCAACGGCAUUAUUGAUAAAAACUGAACUGUCAGUUUUUGAAAAAGAUUACAUAAGUUCUCACGGUGGUUUUCAGUAUCUCGAAGCUGUUUCGAUUUCAUUCAGCAAAUCGAAAUGGAUGAUUGUUAUUAUCUCAUACCCAUAAAACGUGCCAUGGAUUCUAUUUUUCAGUAUAAGUAUAUCAUAUAUCUCACAUAAUACCUAAUUCACAAAACAUAUCAAUAGUUUUCCGAUGAAACUGUUUUGUGAGGAAAAAGCCAAAUGUUCAAUUUAAAAAGGAAACAUACACACUAUGGACGGAAUGGUUUUACAUAUUUGAAUAUUUCCUUUGAUUAAUGACUUUCUGAAUUUUUUCACGUGAAAUGAAUAUAGAAAACGUGUUAUUUGAAUCGUUCCCAAAUUGUCUACAUCAACAAAUGGAAUAAAUAUACAGUAGUAAUAUUAUCUACCACCAAUCUAUAUCGAACUUAAAGGAAUAGGUACAUAUUUUUUGGACGGGGUUUUGCAGAGAAAUGGUUUUGGCGAAUUUAGUGCCUUCGAGUUCGUUUAUUCCUCCUAUUAAUUUCAACUUGGUGUUUUAUAAGGGCUUCAUGCAAAGUCAACCUGUACAUAAAUAGAAAAAUUAAGCGUAAUUUUUUCUCCGCUGAUCCCGGAUGAGAUUUCAACAUUCAAGUGAAUAUGUAAUGUAAUAAAAUGGCGACUUGUGUUAAAUUAAUUUCCCAAAUAAAAAAUGUUCCUUCUGAUUGAACAGUAUAUAUGUUGAUAAUAAUAUAGUAACUAGUCUUCAGCAA
Coccinella septempunctata (seven-spotted ladybird) is the source of this 3102-nucleotide messenger RNA. Its product is annotated as solute carrier family 41 member 1-like. Gene Ontology annotation, cellular component: plasma membrane. Gene Ontology annotation, molecular function: monoatomic cation transmembrane transporter activity. Lineage: Eukaryota; Metazoa; Arthropoda; Insecta; Coleoptera; Coccinellidae. Bases 667 to 2181 code for a protein of 504 amino acids. Gene Ontology annotation, biological process: monoatomic cation transport. The record is from RefSeq and is a predicted model, not a curated record. The transcript is spliced from 5 exons.